AUGGCGGGCAUAAGUGAAAUUUAUACGACGAAAGCGAUGUUAGAUAGUCAGAUGAUGCACAUUGGGAAACAAGGCAAGUGAACGGGCAGUAUGCAGUUUACAGCUAAAUUAGAGCUCAAUUCCCUGAACAGUAAAUGUAAUGGCGAAACUUGGUAUAACCACUUAUCUCAGAGAGUAUGAUUUUUAAAGGCUCUUUGAAAGUAAGAAGAUCGACUGAAAAUAUCCAGAAAUAGGAAAGCAUUACUGGUCUAGGAAGAUGACAAGCAUUGUUCAAUAUUUUAUAUGACGGCAAACACUUUUUACCAGUAGUAUUGUCUCAAGGAAUUUCUUGAGGAAAACUGUGAACUUCAAGGAACAGAUAAUGCCCAAGGACAAAUAUACAAGGAUAUUUAUGGGCAAAAUAGAGGCUAUUGUGUUUAUUAUCCUUCCAUUAAUUUGAAACAGGCGCAAAAAAAUGUUUAUGAAUAAGUUACUGUUUGCUGCAUGGGAUUUUUCCUUUUGUGUGUUCUCUGGUAUCACUUUAUGAACAAACAAUUAUUUCCCUUCUGUAACAACCAUAAAAUGCUCUCUCAUCAUGAAUUGAAUUUUAAACUAAGACUUAUCACACUGGACGUAAGGUUUGGAAAUUGUGGAAUAUCACUUAGGUGACGUCCUUGGAUAUCCCCCAGUUUUAGCUGAGGAAUGUUUGGUCAGCUGAUCUGUUUAGAUCAAUAAUGAGCAAGCAAAGAUAUAAGAUGGAUCAUAGCUAAGGAUAUACCCCAAUAUUCCCCAAUUUUCAAUCAUUAUGUCUUCUACAGUAAUUUAGUCCAAGAUGACAGAUCAUUUCACUAUUUUUACAGAGGAAUGGACAUGUUUAUUUGUUAAUUCAUACCAGAGAGCAAUGAAAGGUAAACAUCCCAUGCAGAACAGUAAACUGUUUAUUAACAUCUUCCCCCUGCAUUGGAGAAAAUAUUUGAAGGAUAGUAAACCAUAACCCCCAUGUAGCACAAGAAUAUUUGUCCUAGGCCAUUAUUUGUUCCUUGAAGCUCACAGUUUUCUCAAGCUUUGCUCUUCAAAAACUGUCUUCAUCUUGAAGCAAAAUAAUGUCUGUAGACAAACAUCCAUUUAUAUUUUAUUGCCAAAUGGAGGCUGUUACUGUUUUUCAAUGUUUUUAUUGUCAUUAUAGUGGUGAGAAACCUCAAAUGAAGUAAGCUUACAAAAAUUAUUAAAUUAAUUGCCUCUUCCUCUGUUUUAAAUUGCUGUUUUGCUGCAAAACUAAAUUGCCAUCUCUUUAAUUAAUUGUCUCAUGAUGAUGGUCUAGGAAUAAUAUUGUGAAAUCUUGAAGGACUGUAUGUGAAGGCUUCUGUUUGGAAAUGCAUAGUGUUAUUUUUCAGUUGACAUGGGUACUUUGGAGUUGAGCAACCAAGACACAGAUUACAAAUUAAGGAGAGGUAUGUCAGCUUCUAAGGGUUAGCUCAUUAUUUUUGGAUAUUAUGCAAUCAAAGGUUCUAAAGCAGAAUUAGAAACCAAGAAAUUUGUUUCUUGAAGUGAGAUUCCUCUCUAUAACUUCAUGUCUCGAUUUGAUUCAUAAUUCUGCAAUUUCUACUGUUAAACAGCCAAGUUAAUGCACUUUGAUACAGUAAAUGUGUCACACUGCAUGAUUUUAUUGACUUGAUUCAAGGGGGACAGGGGCAAUGAUAAAGGAAAACAGAUUUUUACUGGCUCAAGUAGUGGUGUGGAGUUCUAAUUCAUUAAAAGCUGAGUACAAGGAGAACUCAGAGUGAAGAAGCAACAUGCAGAUACAGCAUAUAAAUGAAAAGGAAACAUCUUGCAUGAUUUUUCUAUGUCCCCCUGACUAUGGUAGUUUCCAAUUUCUACAUGGUAUGACUGUGAUGGAAAAGAGCUUUCAAAUGUAUUGGAAAAUUGAGUAUGAUGAAAACCUUGAAAACUUUGAGACACCUCUCUUUUCAUGAACUGUCAGUAAAAAAGUCAGAGUUGGCUUUUGGACUGGUGGCUUUGGAAGGAGAUUAAAGGUGUCACUGAAAGUGCUGUAGCUUAUACACCAGCUUCUUACUUGGAUAACUUACAUGUGUGUAGCAUAAAUGCAUUAUUGACCAAGGGUGAGGUCAAGAUGUUUCAGUAUUAGCCAAGUUCUUUUUAUGCGUUUUACAAACCUCAACUUCUUCUCAGCUAUUAAAACAGUAAAAAAAGCAUGAGGCUUUUAUGCAGUCAUUUUGACUGAACAAGCUCAGUCAAUAAAGGCUUUAUAGCUAAAAGAUCAUUGCUUUAUUAAGAAUCAAGCCUUGUUUAUUUUGAAGGAUGCAAAGAAAAGCCAACUGGUUUUGCUGCACGAUAAACCCACUGGAGUUGUUUAUGAGUCCUUUGUCUUGACUGUCCUCUACCAAUUUCUGCAAAUCUAUUGUCAACAUUUUUAAGAAUUACAAACUUUGCGUGUCUGCUCCAAGUAAGUUUUUGUUUCUUGUGGGUGAUCAAAGCAAGCACUCCUGAUUGGGCAAGAUAAGCCCAUUGGUUGGCCAAUAAAAAUGCAGUGGCUAAAUGUUAAGGCCAGCACCAGGAUGCAGCCUAGGGAUUGGCCCAUUAGAGGUUAGAUCACUGGCACUGGCUUGUUGAGUUGCAGCUUCAUAAUAGUUUAUUAAAUCUGACAUUUUAUUAGCAAAAUGUCAACUAAAUUUCUUUUUUUCCUGUUGCUGGAACUCUUGUUAUGGAGUAAACGUAUCAUUAAGGAGAACCUUUGUUUAUAAAUGCCUUGUGGGAACUGAUACCCUCUCUAGUGUAAGACAUUUUGUAAUUAGCUAAUAUGACACAGGUUAGCAUGCAUAGAAGUUUACAUUUUGAGUAAGAAGACAAAUAAACAUAACAAUAUCAAACAUAAUACAAACGAACAGGAAUUUUCAAUUUAAGUCUAGAUACAGCCUUACCUGUACUUUUUUACAGGUAUGUGGAUGUUGUUCCUAUCUGCAAUGAACCAUUCAUUCUGCUAAUUUGCUGAAUUUAAUUCCAAAGCUAAUCUGAAAUAGAUUUACCAAGAGUGGGCACACAUGUGCACAGAUUCUUCUUGAUAUUGAUUUAUAUUUGUAUUAGUUUACAAGACUUAAAAGAUUUUUAAACUAUAAGAAAUGAAAUGAGGUAGAGCUGAGAAGAUAGUCUAACUGGCCUUAAUAUGUCCCUUGCAUUGAUUAGCCAUGGACGUUUACAUGCAGUUUUUUGAAACUGAGAUUGAUUAGAAAUAUAUGUAUUUUCAGUAGAACUUCAGUCCAAACCUGAACUUCUUUAGCAGCGCGUUAUAAAUUUCCAAUUAAAACUUAUGUCAUGUAAGGUGAGCGCACACAACGCUACACGAUCUCACAAAGAGCACAAAUUGUGAAUCAAAUAAGUCCUGAUUCUGCUCUAAGCUUUCAUAAGUGAAACGAUUGUCCAAGCACCAAAAGUUUUUUUAAACCAUAAUUUAAAAGACAGUUCAUAGCCUAGAAAAAAAAUUAUUUACGUGCCUCCACUUUCUCCAUUUUUAAGGCUUCAUUUUAAAUUCAGAGUCGGAACUACUUUGCAUUUACCUUUCUUCAGCCGUAAAUGUAACGCAUUUGAAAUUCUGAAGGUGUUGAACUCUUGUGAAUUUUCAUGAUCACUCAUGGUAGCGUGUUAGUUUAUGUAACCGUGUAAGUUGAUAGGGGUCUGCCUGAGAAAGAUGUCAUCAAAGAUGGCAGACGAAAUACUUAAGUGUACUGCAACUGCUGUCUCCGUUUAUUUAGCUUUCAUGACGCAAUUCUGCAGUAGCAGUUCUGUAGUAGUCCUAUGUUCUGGCGAUAACCUCGGCGAGUAAUUCCUGAAGUGCUGCUGGAGCUAAGUUCCUCCAGAGUGAUGUCGCCAAGAAAUUCUACCCCGAUUGUCUUUGGACUUUCUCCUCUGGAAAGCGUGUACCAGAGGUUUGAAUAAUAGCUGUUUGUUGGUGGGGUUUUCCCUUUUAUCAACGGUUUUUUCGUUGAGUUGGUAGUUUAUUGUAUGUAAAUGCUUUGUCUCUUGUGUUUUCUUUGAUGGGUGGGUCAAAAAGGAGGCAAAGAAGAGUUCGGGGUUCGUCCUUCAUCUUCAUUGACGGACAUCAACUUCAUCGAGUUGUGGUAAUUCAGGGUGAGCAGAUACAACUGCAGCCCCUGUGAGGCUGAUUUUAGGUCUUUAUUCAGGUAGUUUCUAACUCCCUGGGAUGUUCCGGAAAAAAUGAAUUAAGUGUCUUAGAUUCUUCUAUUUACACGGGUUAGGGUGAAUUUUCUUCCCGUUUCAAAUUUUUUGUCGAGAAGUCAAUUAAACAAUGCGAAAAAUUUCUGUCUAAUAUUUGUCAGCCGUCUGACAAAUCAAAAGAUGGCAACUGCCCUAACAGAGGUUACUUUUGGAUAUCCUAAUCUUUUGAACAAAAGACAUGGCCCGCGGCGCGACCAGUUAAAUUCACCUUGCUAAAAUCUCGUAUCGAGUUUGUUAUACUUCACCUGCAUCCGCGUACAGAUACUGCAUGCUACUGUGUAAUGUGCGUGCUAUGUAUAUCAUUCAGUUACAGAAAAGUUCCUUGAAAACAUUCACAUGAUGUUAAAUGAACCGUCCGUUGGGCUUUACAGAGUACAAGAGCAUGUUAGAAGGUCGUUGCCGCAGCUUGUUGAUAAGAAGGUGUGUGUACAACUAUUACGUAACUCAAUGCGUGUCUUUGUUAGAAUGGUGUAUCGUGGGAAUUGUAAUUGCCAUGAAUGCUUUCCUUAAUGUUACAGUGUUAGUGUGUACAAUACAAUAUAGUCGCUAUAUUGAAUUACAAUUUCUUUCAUUGCAUAGAUUGAGAUGCAAAGCCUACAAAAGAAAGUGCAAGGAAUAUCUUAUGAUACUGACUAUUCACUCAAGUAUGUCCUUAUGUUAAAGGUUUUCAUAAUGUCACGGUAUAGUUUAACCGACAGAAAGAACACUUCAAUCCUACCUACUCAAAUACGAUAUUAAACAACUUGUAAUAUAAGGAGCGAAUUGUAAAAGCAGUACACUAAUUAUACUCAAUAACGUCACUUACCGUAUUUAUUCGAUUAAACGCCGCGGCGUUUAUUAAAUUUUUCGUGAUUCGAGUGCGGCGUUUAUUCGAGGGCGGCGUUUAUUUAAAAUCCAAAUCAUUAUUUGCAAACAAUAGUAUGGUAACUGGCCAUCUUAAUUUUGAAAAACAGAAAAAUGUUUUAGUUCUUAUCUUAAAAGUCAUUUUUAUACUGAUCUCAAUUUCACAAUUCGCUUAUUUAUACUACGGCAGUACAUAAAGUGAAUAAAGACUUAAUGUCGGAUAUGCUUUCUCGACAUCAGAACUGGUACAUUCAAAAAGAUUUGUGUCUGGUUCGCUCAAAAUUUCUUACUGCAAUCGAAGCAAUGAUCGCUGUGUGCUAUAUGAGUCUACUAUUCGAAUAAACGCCGCACAGGGUCAUUAUAAAUAACUUGAGAGGAACAGAAACGCGCAAUUUGGAGUUAGCAGACUUAAAAUUUAAGCUUUUUGAACCGGUUAUCAGAUUUUUAUUGAUCAGAAUUAUGAUUUAACUGAGGAUUUGUGGCAUGUAGGACAGUGCCAAACCAAAUAUAGCUUUAUAUGUUAAAGUGCUAUUUUCAAACUAAUCGUUAAGCGAGUGGGUAGCCAAUGAAGCUUUAUAAGCAGCGGGGUAAUGUGACCAUAUAUCACAUGUAGGCAAAAGUUCAUUUUGGAGGGGUAGUAUGGGAAACUUACUAUUCUUCCAAGCCCAAGUCCCCAUUCAAAAUAGUACAAGAGAUAUCAUGCGUCAGAGAUAGUUUAAAGAUCGCACGAACACCGGCACCAUUUUCGUUUGCUGGCGACUAAUACUUCCACAUUGAAUAUCGCAAGAAGGAAUGUAUCUUUCCAAGGUAGUAACACCAUGCAAAGGUAUUGACAAGGAUUUACAUGUUAUAAGGGCAAAGAAAACUGAAAGAAACCACCAAGCGAAUCAAAAAGUGAACAAAAACACAAGGCGGAUACUCUCAGUAAUGAAAUGAAAGUCAGAAAGAACUUAAAAUAACUAAAUAAGGUAAAAUAUAUAUGAGGCCAAACAACACGAAAUAAAUAAAAACACGAUGGUCGGAGAGACAAAAAUAUUCACAGCACAUACAAAAGAAACGCUAAGUCAGAAACCCAAUUAAAGAUUAAAGUGAAAAAAUUGAUAUAUAAAACUUGAAGCAUCAAAGAAAGUCACACAAAGCAUGAGCACUGCCAUUAUAUCAUAUAGAGAUAAUCGACAGUAGAACAUGAGUACUGGAUAAAUCAACUUAAAAUAGCAGAUCAAUCGCUUAAGACUACUUCCAUUGCGUAGCAAAGAUAAAAUCAUGGUAAUCCGAAAUGAAGCACCAAUAGGUGCUGAAUAAAUCUAUUUACAUAUUCUUUAUAUUUGCUAGGAUAGGUGGACUUUACAUUUUUCUCAAGUGAAUUCCCAUGAUACUUUUUUCCCUUAAAAACGUGUAUCAAGUAUAUCAUGGUUCGUUCGUGCAAGAGGCUAGUGUUACGAUCAAUUUGCUCCAUUUCUGGUUGUAUAGCUAUGAGUGUGAACUUCUUAGCUAAAAAGGGUAUCAAAAUAUGAAGGCUGAACAUGUGUUUAGAAAAAAUUCCUUAUGGUUGAGUUAGAAAGGUGUUUUAAGUAUUACAUUUGUCGUUUGUCUCGUAGGACUGUGCAGUCUAUGCAAAACAUUUCCCACUUCACAAUCAUACAGGUAUGAAUAUCCCGCUGAGAGUACCAACAUUUAUGAAUAUCAAUACGCAUUAACUCUCUUGUUGUUGCUGUUCCAAAUAUCAUUAUUUUCCAUCGCCUGAAAAGAUUAAGUCUUGUCAUAAACAUAAGUGAUGUAUUCUUAAAGUCCCUUGUUUCAAAAAGUUGUGCAAGAGAUUUGUUUUCAAUUACUGCUAUGAUGUUCGUCGUCUCAAGCAUCGACAUUGUUAAUUGAUAUAUCCUGUCUCAAGAGGUGGUUGGCACAAGGCGUUGAAAAAAUAUUCAAAAUCAUAUUCGAAUAACAUAGCAGAGGAAGCCUAUCUCUGAACAAUAUUGUACUGCAUUUGAAAAUUCAGUAGGUACAGAGUAACUGAAGUAAACUACGUAUUCUCUAUUUCAAAUUGUGGUAAAUAGGGUUUUUCAAGAAUUUUGGAGAGUACUGGAGUGACUUAUUCAUCCUAUCCUAUCCUAUCCUUGCUGUACCAUCAUAAAAUCGUAUAUGAUUAAACGAACUUCUAUGUUUUGCAUUUCCAGGAGUGCCUUAAGAGUGCCAUUGCUUCGAAAAAGAACCUAGACUUCAAAAAAGUAGAGAGGUAGAGCACAAUUUGAUGAAUUCCUUCUAUGUAUCUGUGGAGUUAUUGAAGGCUCAUCAAGGCGAAUGUCGUGGAUGUAUACGGUAUUCUGUAUUUAGCGUUUUCUCCUUUUUCUUUUAAGUUACCACUGGCUGCUCUAUUUCAGAAAAUUCUUUAUUGUUGCUCCAAUGCCAUGGCUUGUACUCUUCACGUUCUUCAAAAUAAAUGCUUCUAAGAAUACUGAUUUUAAAGAAUCAGUAGCUUUUAAUCACGCUGAAAUGGGCUGAUGACUUAGUGCAAGUGGACCUAAAAUGUACACAUCUAGAGAUGACUAAUUCCAUAUGUCUGUCAUUUCAUAACUGCUUUAUAAAAAUACCAUCAAACGAUUUUCCCGGUUAAUUCCUAUCAGAACCUAUCGUAAGGUAUAGCAGUCCCUUUUUUUUCUUAACUUUCCAAGAUUUUUGCUUGCCGGGCUACGAUGGAAUAGACAAACUGCUGAAACUGUAGUUAGGUGCUUGAAAUGGUGCUUUUGUUUCCCUGACAUCAAAAUGUUUCCGCAACUCUCGUUUAACGAGACACAUUUUCAAUGUCCUAAACAGGAAAGACCAAAACCCUGAUGCCACAGCGGAUUCCGAUGAUGAACCAGAGGUUCUUGAAUCUGUCCAGGUGGGAAUUGUUGGUAAUAUUCUUCUUAAUUAAGUUGUUCUUCCAAAGGCUUAGAAAAACGGCCAGUCAACCGAUAGCAUCGACAAUUUUGGUUCGUCUGUCAGGUUGAACGGUUGAGUGUGUCACAAAGACGAAGUUUACAUGCAAGGAGAAGGACCCAUUUCGCUAAAGCUAACGUUAUUCUGCUGUCUCCGGUGUAACCUCUAGAUGGAGUCUGAGUAACUGCGGAGAUAAUAUUGUUUUGUUUUGUUUUGUUUGUUUGUUUGUUUGUUUUUUAUAAUGGAAUAAAAUCAGGUAUUAUGAGUGGUCCUGCAGAUCCGUGGUCCUCUCAGUGAUGAACAAUAAAAAUAUAUUGCGGUGGAAGAAUUGCUCCCACAUCAGUGCUGCCCAAUCUUUUACAAUUCAUCACAUUCAAGUUAUCUUUUCAAGCCUUCGAAUAACCUCUCAUUGACUCUGCUACACGGGCGAGCAAGAAUAAAAUCAAAUAUUGGCAACAUACUAAUGAUCAUAUUUGACAAACCGCUAGGGCUGCAGCGAAGUAGAAACCCUGCUAAAUCUCAGGAAUUCUUUAUUUCACUUCUGAAGCUUCAGACAAACAAAGACAUGUAGUGCUCGUGAGAACUGACUUUGUUCAGAAGAGUAUCGAUUAGUGAGGCAUUCGGCGUACUGCCUCCUUUUCAUUCUGCCUCGAACAACGACGCACCAGAAAGGAUAUUAAGAACGAAAGAGUGAUUAUAGGUAAAAAGGUCGUUUCUAUUAAAUGGAAAAACAUACGAGAGGAGCUAAAAAGAACAGGUCUGCACCAGGACUACGGUGGACUGUGCGUGAGUGACAGAGACUUCGAUUAGAGCCUACCAAGGUGAACAUGGAUUCCGAGACAUGACGGAAAUACAACCUCAAUUUGAAUUUGAAUUUUGUCAGAUGGCCUCAAGACACCGUUUCCUGAACCAAAGAUUACAUCAAUCGAAAUGCACCGGCUCAUUUCCCGAAUAGCGGCGGGUAGUUGAGUCUACCUGUUUGUUAAAGCCAUAAGAAGUAAAUUUAACGAAAACUGUGCCUUGGAAAAUGUGGGAAUUUUUCCUGAACCCUUGAAAACAAUAUCUUCCGGUGAUGCAAGUGCCCAGUACCCAAUAGCUAUUCGCGCUUUUUACGCUGUUCCAUCGGUGCACACUCCACGAAGCAUGCCCGCUACGCCCGUAAUGCUAACUAAUGGAAUAUAUUUCUCUCGUUAGGGGUUCAUCUGCCCAAAUUGUAUGGAGGCGUGGAGAAACGAAGAGGAGCUCCUCCAGCAUUGGCAGUCAGCACAUGGCAACCUCUCCGAUGUAGUGGGAUUUUGCUCAUUUUUAUGUUUCAUUAAGUAUUAACGAAUAGAUCCUAUGGGACCUUUCUAUCUAUAGUGCUUUUAGAUAAUUGGACAUGUAUAAUAUUGGUGAAAGACAUUAAUCCUUAACAAUCCUUGAUUAACAAUCGAGGUUUGCAUGAAAUAUUAGCAAUCUUUUCUAAGUGGUGGGAAGAAGUAAGGUGUGAUUAAAAAUUGCCCGUUCAAUGUAAAGUAGGUCUCAAACAGAAAAAAAUCGUUUGAAAAUAAAACGUACGAGCUUUAUUCUCAUUAAUGAUUAAUUAAAAGUGUAAAACAAAACAUAUUCGUCAAACCACAGUUAUGUUCCAAAAGGUUACCAAGUAUUACAUUUAGAUUUCAUGGCAACAAAAUUACUGUGAUGCGUUAAUGUUAUUCGAAAGCAUUACGUAUAAGAUCAUUUAUCUCUUGGUUUUCAAUAAGUACAUGUCUAUUUCUCAUUCGACUUUUAUGUUUUUCAGGGAAACUCCAAGGAAUGAAACGGCACCUUCACAGUCCAAGUUUACCUUUGAAAUCGAACAAGAACGAUGGAAGGAGAAAUGGAAGCAUCACAGAUUUUGCUACCCUCUGAGACUGCGGAACGUUGCACGGAGGAAAGCCCUUUGAAAAUAAUUGGCAUUCAUGCUAACCACACAUCCGUGAUACCUCCAAACCCGCAGCUAGCCGCCACAAUGCAGAUUUACUCGUGAAACCAGGAUCUGUUAAAUUCUCUCAUUUGUUCGUUAACAAUCUUCUCUCUUAUUUUCUCAUCUUUUUUUCCUUUGGGGAUAAACGAUCACAUCAAGAAUAAUCAUUUCUGUAGUAGCGAUGAUCACUCGGUGAGGCUAAACUCAUCCACGGUAAUAGAAGCGGUUGAUACAUUUUCUAUCGUUGCUGCUAAUGUAGAUCAUCCGUAGAACAGACAAUUUGAUGUCGCAUGUAACGAAAAAAAAAUAAAAUGCAAUAGGGUACUCUAGCAAAACUUGUAAUCCAUGUACUUUUGUUAACGAUGGGCCACGUGCAGUUCACGACUGUUGCAG
Molecule: messenger RNA, 10327 nt
Organism: Pocillopora meandrina
Lineage: Eukaryota; Metazoa; Cnidaria; Anthozoa; Scleractinia; Pocilloporidae
Source: the annotation of a GenBank genome assembly